AUGCUGCAGGGUGACGGUGUGGCAGUCGUGCCCGCAGGCGAGGUUGCAGACCGAGGCGGAGAGGCCGAGGUCGCUCCGGCUCCGGCCGCAUCCGAGCCGGCCUCGUUUGGUGAGCUGCUCGCAAGGACCGGCCCGGUGGAGGCACUCGGUGAGAUCUGGGUUCAAGUCUUCGAGUACUUGCCGACGUCGGACCUGCGGUCGCUGCCGCUGGUGUGCAAGCGAUUUGCCGAGAUGAUGCGGAAUUACUCGAACCAGCUCUGGCGGGCGGUGCUGCAGCGGCAGCCGUGGCGGGAGACGCUGCCGCGCAAGUCGUCGCGCAACCUGCGCGAGUUCUACAAGUUCAAGACGCUGGAGACGACGCGAAACUGGCGCGAGGGCCGGUGCGUGUUUACCUGCCUCUGGGGCCACACUGACUACGUCUGCUGCCUCAACUUUGACGACAAGGUCCUUGCCUCUGGCUCGAUGGACACCCAGAUCCGGAUUUGGGACAUUCAUGGCGACCGGUCGUGCGUGGCGGUGCUAGAGGGCCACGAGGGGACGGUCCACCAGGUCCGGCUGCAAAAGGACGGCACACUGGCUAGCUGCUCGGGCGACCGCACUGUCCGGGUUUGGGACCUCAACACGCAACAACAGGUUCUCUCGCACACGCUCAUGUCGUCCAACUCGGGCACCUGCCCGGUGUACGACCUCAAGUCGAACGGGUGGGGCGAGCUUGUGGUGGCGUGCCACGACGGCUCGUUCCGCUUCCUCGACACCCGCGUCCCGGGUCUCGAGGUCUCGCGAGUCCUCGAGCACACAGGCUCGGUGCUCUGUCUCGAGUGGGACCGCGACCGGUACGUUGUGACCGGCGGGACAGACAAGAUCUGCCGGACCUUUGACCGGCGGAUGAACGCCUCGCUCUGCACCUUUGCCAAGCACCGCCGCGCCUGCACCACCAUUGCCUGGGACGGACCAGGCUCCAACGUCAUCUCGGGCUCGUUCGACCGCACCGUCCGCCUCUGGUCGUGGUCGACCGGCAAGGGCAUCAAGAAGCUGACCGGUCACACAGAGUCGAUUUCCUGCGUCCAGGUCCAUCGCAAGCGCAUGGUCACCGGCUCCAACGACCGCACCCUUCGUCUCUGGUCGCUCAAGUCCAAUCGCUGCAUCCAGACCUUUGGUGGCUUCUCCGGCGACGUCUUCUCGCUCCAGUUCUCCCAGUCGCUCAUGGUCAACGGCUCCUGUCGCACCAUCAACGUCUGGGACUUUGAGGCUCUCGAGCGGUAG
Thecamonas trahens ATCC 50062 is the source of this 1263-nucleotide messenger RNA. RefSeq names its product F-box/WD repeat-containing protein 11. The record is from RefSeq and is a predicted model, not a curated record. The transcript has 2 exons. Gene Ontology annotation, molecular function: U4 snRNA binding; U6 snRNA binding; protein binding. Gene Ontology annotation, cellular component: U4/U6 x U5 tri-snRNP complex. Gene Ontology annotation, biological process: mRNA splicing, via spliceosome. Lineage: Eukaryota; Apusomonadida; Apusomonadidae. The coding region runs from base 1 to 1263 and encodes 420 amino acids.